AUGCAAAAGCGUUAUCCUUGUCAUUUAAUUACUCAAUCUGUUAUCAAUAUUCCGCAUACUUAGAUAACAGUUGUUAGAAGUAUAUCCCCUUCGUAAUUCGAACUUUAGAAGGUACUAUAAGCAUAUAAUCUAGUUCCGGUAUAUUAUCCGAAUGAUCAAACUAACUGGAAGGAUAAAUAUUAUGAACUUAGACAUCAAUAUUGGCUAUUGGAAGACAAAUUUAGCAAACUAGAAGAUUUAUAAUUUAAACAUAGUAGAUGUGAAGUUGUCAGAGAAAGUGAUUUAAAAUAGAUUAAUGAGCUCUUUACUUAGAGUUAACACGAUAUUAGAUAACUAAAAAACUGUUUAGCCAAAGUUGAUACAUAAAUGAAUGAGGAUUACUAACUUAAAUAUUAAUAGACGAAUCAUCAACUUGAAACUAUCAAAUCUGAAUUCAUUAAAAUGUAAUAAGAACUUCAUUAAUCACUGUAACAAUCCGUUUAAGAAACAUAAAGGAGGUACCCAUAAUAAAUUAACUAAUUAAUUAUCUCUAAUACAGAGCACUAACGUUAAAACGAAUAAUUACUAUUAAUAAAUAAAACCCUACAGUAAUAAAUAGAUACUCUUCAUAUUCGAUACACUGAGUCUUGA
Molecule: messenger RNA, 630 nt
Organism: Paramecium pentaurelia
Lineage: Eukaryota; Ciliophora; Oligohymenophorea; Peniculida; Parameciidae
Source: the annotation of a GenBank genome assembly